AGCAACAUGGCCAGUCAUCGAUUCGUUCCAUCUGUCAUGUACGCUGUGAAUUUCACCAGGCCAGACUCCGGCUGGCCAUUGGGCCAGGACCAGGAGGAGCACGAGUACUUGGAGCACAGCGACGAGUGCAUCUUCCAGCGGAGUCAGCCCUCGGUGGCGCUCUUUGUGCUCUACGGACUGGCCGUUCCCACGCUAUCCGCCUUUGGUCUCUGCACGAACUUCAUCAAUGCGAUGGUCUUCAUGAGGCCCAAGAUGACGCCGUCGGCCUUCAGCUAUUUGGCGGCCCUCUCCUGGAUGGACUGCAUCUCCUGCCUGCUCAUCACGAUGACCGCCCUGUCCAGGAGUUACUUCUACAACAGUCCCGCCUGGAUCGCUUACGAUUACCAGUGGCAAACGCCAUUCUUCGGCAUCAGUACUGGAGCAGCUAACCUAAUCCUGGCCUGCCUCAGCCUGGAUCGAUUCACCUACCUCUCGAGCUUCAAAAGGAACAACGGUGCCCCUCGAUUUUGUCGUCGCAGGGUGGCCCGCUGUAUGAUACUUGUGGCCAUUGGCACAUCCAUAGUGGUCAACAUGCCCUACUUCUUUGUCUUCUAUGUGACCGACUCGGGAACCUGCCAUGUCACCGACUUCUACUACUCCAAGUUUUACAAGGUGCAAAACUGGUUUACCUUUGCAUUGCUAGCCCUUUUGCCAGCCAUUUUUCUGUUCAUCGGCAACACGGCCAUUAUAAUUGCCUUCCGAAAAUGGACGAAACAGAGCAGACUGUGUCAGUCCAGUGGAACCGCUGCCAAUGGCCGCACCACCGCCAAGAGAUAUCAGCACCAAAUGAAGCUGACGAUCAGCAUUGUGAUUGUGAUAACACUGUACUUAAUUGGCGAACUUCCCGCCCACAUGACUUCCAGGAAGAGCUCCUUAAAUCUUUUAUUCGGCGGCGAUGCCAACAAGGUGAAUGAGUCCAUCAUGGAGCAGCUGGAGGUGAUCUGCAUUACGCUAAAUGCCCUGCAAUUAUCCCUAAAUAUAGUGGUUUAUGCGGUGAUCAAUCCUUCAUUUAUGCCGGAGUUUUUCCUGUGCCUCAAGGGAACCUCUGACGUGUGCUUUGGCUUGUGUUGUUUUCGGGCGCUGCGGAGGCUUUGGAGGCGAUGCCAGGCAAGAAGACAGCAACAAGUGGCGGCGGAGGAACGCGUUGUCAGCAGUGUGAGUCCCCAGCAUCUGCCGGUGGAUGAAGCUCUGCCCUGCGGGUGCGAGAGUUGGGCCAGUGACUCCGGCUGCAGGAUCAAUGCCCAUUGCAAAACGGCGGUGGGCACAUUUACCCUGAAGGAUGGCGAGCACGACGAGGAGGUUCAUUGCCAUCACGAGCCGGUGGUCUUCACCACCAGAUCGAGCGCCUGCCUCCACACCAAAGACUCCGCUCCCGACGAGGAUUCCAUAUUCAGCUCUAGCUUUAUUAUAAUUACUUAA
This is a messenger RNA of Drosophila gunungcola (fruit fly), 1458 nucleotides long. RefSeq lists its product as uncharacterized. The coding region runs from base 7 to 1458 and encodes 483 amino acids. Gene Ontology annotation, biological process: G protein-coupled receptor signaling pathway. The record is from RefSeq and is a predicted model, not a curated record. Gene Ontology annotation, molecular function: G protein-coupled receptor activity. Gene Ontology annotation, cellular component: membrane. NCBI's taxonomy places the organism in Eukaryota, Metazoa, Arthropoda, Insecta, Diptera, Drosophilidae. The transcript has 3 exons.